Messenger RNA from Daucus carota subsp. sativus, 1663 nucleotides. RefSeq names its product phosphoglycerate kinase, cytosolic. The transcript has 7 exons. Gene Ontology annotation, biological process: gluconeogenesis; glycolytic process. The record is from RefSeq and is a predicted model, not a curated record. Gene Ontology annotation, cellular component: cytosol. NCBI's taxonomy places the organism in Eukaryota, Viridiplantae, Streptophyta, Magnoliopsida, Apiales, Apiaceae. Bases 167 to 1372 code for a protein of 401 amino acids. Gene Ontology annotation, molecular function: phosphoglycerate kinase activity; ADP binding; ATP binding.
UAAAAUCUUGGAGCAAAAGAAAACGGGAAAACAGCGUGCGCUGCUGCUUUUGAACCCCUUUAUUUAAACCACUCUUUCGCAUUGCAUUUCUUCCCAACCAAAACCAUUCUCUCCACUUCAUUCAAUCUCUCGUUUAAUUGAUUAGUUACAAGCAGAAGAACACAAGAUGGCGACAAAGAAGAGCGUGGGAUCACUGAAAGAAGGUGAUCUGAGAGGAAAGAAAGUGUUUGUGAGAGUUGAUUUGAAUGUGCCAUUGGAUGAUAACCUCAACAUAACUGAUGAUACUAGAGUUCGUGCUGCUAUUCCCACCAUUAACUACCUCAUCACUAAUGGUGCUAAAGUCAUCCUCUCUUCUCAUCUGGGACGACCAAAAGGUGUCACCCCAAAGUACAGCUUGAAGCCUCUUGUUCCAAGACUGUCUCAACUCCUCGGAGUAGAGGUGAAGAUGGCCAAUGAUUGUAUUGGUGAGGAAGUCGAGAAACUGGUCUCCCAAUUAUCAGAUGGGGGUGUUCUUCUCCUAGAGAAUGUAAGGUUCUAUAAAGAGGAAGAAAAGAAUGACCCUGAAUUUGCAAAGAAGCUGGCAUCUCUCGCAGAUUUGUAUGUAAAUGAUGCAUUUGGCACCGCACAUAGAGCACAUGCUUCCACCGAGGGUGUGACAAAGUUCUUGAAGCCUUCUGUUGCUGGUUUUUUGAUGCAAAAGGAGCUUGACUAUUUGGUUGGAGCUGUUUCAAAUCCCAAGAAGCCAUUUGCAGCUAUAGUUGGUGGCGCAAAGGUGUCCAGUAAAAUUGGUGUGAUUGAAUCACUUUUAGCAAAGGUUGACAUUAUUAUCCUUGGUGGAGGAAUGGUAUUUACUUUCUACAAAGCACAAGGAUUUUCAGUUGGAUCAUCACUUGUUGAGGAAGAUAAGCUUGACCUUGCAACAUCACUACUUGAGAAAGCAAAGUCCAAAGGGGUUUCUCUACUGCUCCCCUCAGAUGUUGUUAUUGCUGACAAGUUUGCUGCCGAUGCAAACAGUAAGACUGUCCCUGCAUCUAGUAUUCCUGAUGGCUGGAUGGGUCUAGAUAUUGGGCCAGAUUCCAUCAAGACAUUUGGUGAAGCUUUGGAUACCACAAAAACCGUCAUCUGGAAUGGACCAAUGGGGGUUUUUGAGUUUGACAAGUUUGCAGCAGGAACAGAGGCCAUAGCACAUAAAUUGGCUGACCUUAGUGGGAAAGGAGUGACCACAAUUAUUGGAGGAGGCGACUCUGUUGCUGCUGUAGAGAAAGUAGGACUCGCAGAGAACAUGAGUCAUAUCUCCACAGGAGGUGGUGCUAGCUUGGAACUACUUGAAGGAAAACCUUUGCCUGGUGUUCUUGCUCUGAAUGAUGCGUGACUGAGAUCUUGUCAAUGUUUUUCCCUUUUAUAAACAAUCUCCAGCCCGUGCCAUGUGUUGUGUACAUGGAGUUGAGUUUUCUAGACCUGAGUAAUCGGGAUCAUAAUAGAACUAAGAGUUGGUAGUUGAAAAAACAAUAAACAGAGUAAAGACAGACAUGAUAGAGAACUUGCAUUAAGUUAUCAUGCAAGUUGUGCCUACUGCUGCUGGCAUGUAAAGUACAACCUUGUUCUAAGAUUUGGGCUUGUAAACCAGAGGUUAUUUUUAAUUGUGUUGUGCUGAUUCCUACAA